GUAAAGCCAGCCGUUUCAGAGAGGAGCUGGUGGCUUUCCGAAGCAUUUGGCCUGGCACAGUUGUCUGCCCCCAAGGAAUCGCCCCGCUGUUUUUUCUGGAAGCAAAAAUCAGAUGGCUAUGCUCCAUUUCUUUCUUUGACAAGUCGAAACUUAGCAUUUACUAUUCAAAAUACAGAUGUUAAUGUUCCAGGACCUGGACACUACGAUAUUGCCAAAAUACAGAAUGCUAUCAAGGGUGGCAAGAGUCCACAAAACAAAGAAAAACGUUUCAAGAAGAUCAUCACAGACACUCCAGGACCUGGAAGCUAUAACCAAGCUCCUUCUAUGGAUUUUGCAAUAAGCAACAAGGAAAAAGAUCUUAAAGAACGGGGCCAACUGAGAACUGCAGGGAGUAUAAAAAUCUACCGAAAAUUGGAUAGUCCUUCUAUUCCUUCUCCAGGUCAAGCCUUUGGGUAUGAGGAAAUAGAGGAUGGCACUCUUAUAAAACAAUACCCACCUGAAAGAGACUUAACACUGGGCCCAGCUUAUUAUCACCCAGUAUUUGAUGUUACCGAGUCUUCCAAGAAGUAUAAAGGAGUACAUUUUGGAAAUUUAACUGGAAGACGCAGUGAAUUUAAGCUUCAAGAAGGUCCUGGACCAGGGGAGUAUGAUAUGGCUCAGGAAAGUGCACUACAUUAUGAAAAUGUCAACAUCCAAAAAGAAGACAAGAAAAAAUAUGACCCCUACAUCCCACGGUAUCAUGAAGUAAUAGUAUUACAGGAAGAAAAGAAGGGUGUUCCGGGACCUGGACAAUAUGAAAUAAAAAGUCAGUUUAAGAAGAAGGAAUAUACAACACAAAGUGGAAACAAAGUUGCACAUGCUCCUUUUCUUAUACAGUCCAAAAGAUUUGUACCUGUGAAAUCAAUCACACCAGCUCCUGGCACAUACAAUGAACCACGCUCAGCUCUUGAAUCCUUGAAGAAAAUAUCAGGAAUGAAAAAGAUCCCAUUUGGUCAAACUGCUGUUCGAUUCACUCAAGACUCCAGGCUAGAAAAAACACCAGGUCCUGCAUUCUAUAAUAUUUUCAACUAUAGCAUAGAGAGAGAGAGUUUUAAAAAAGCUUUCUUGGAGAGUACAAAGAAAGGAGCAUUUGGAUCUUCAGCUCCUCGACCUUUACUUCUUCUUGAAAGGGAAGAAGCUUUUUAUACUGGACCAACUGAUUAUCAGGUCAAAGAGAGCACAGAAGAACUGCAUAAACAACAGAAACAAUUAUCUGGUUUUUUGUCAACAACAGAAAGAAGUCCAAUAGUUGCUAUGGAAGUUCCACCACCAGGUUCCUAUGAGGUUCAGAAAUCAUUUGAGAAAUUGUAUGGUAAAAGCCAGUACAUGCCCCCCCGAACCAUAUUGGCGAGAAGAAAGCAUGCCUCGUUUCUCAGUGCAACACCUAGAGAAAUUUUCCUUGCGGCUGGCACAGAUGUUCCAGGGCCUGGGACAUACAACCCUGUUGUGAAAUCAGCUUCCAGCAUUUCCUUAUUUGCUUCCAGAGAGGAACGUUUUAAAGAACCAAAAGAGAUUACUCCUGGCCCUGGAGAUUAUGAGCUUAGCCCAUUGCUUAAGGACACUGUCUUGAAGAGAACAUUUAAUGCUACCUUACAGAAUCCUGCUGCAACUCAGAUGGACAACACUGUUUGCAAAAAUGGGGCAGUCCAGCCAAAUUUUCUGUGCGUCUCUAAUUAGGAACUCUGUGAAGGGUUUAAUCCAGUAUUAGGAUCCAUUAGUGACUGAGCCAAGCUUGAAGUUCUUUUCCAAAGGAGUGUCUACAUUUUGAUGAUGACUUCAUUCAGCUGCUCAAAGAAACAUGAUUGUUCUUAUAACCUCCAGAGAUAGGAAAGUUGUUCUUGCAAGACAUCUUAUUUAAUUUUUCUUCUCUCUGAACUUUUUUCCUAUUUCCAAACAUCUGUUACUUUUUUUUAACACUUAGAGAACUGAUAUUGCUGAUUUUGAAUUCUAACUGCAAAUACAAAUAUUGCCUGAAAAGUUUUUUCUUUCUUUUAAUUUUCUUCCUUGCCAGGAGGCUAUAAAAUGAUAGACAAUGUGAAAUAAAACCAGAAUUCAGUGAUUGAGUUUGUCUGCUGUCAUCACGGUAAAUUAACAUCCAGCCUGAUUGUCCCAGCAUGGCUGAAUACACCCCACAAAACAUAGAAAGGGAGAAGAGAAAAUUUGUGAGGCUCCCUUUACUGUUCACUUCCUCAAAGUGUUUAAGUGAUGGGAAAAGUUGUCUUUGCACAUAAGCGGCAAUGAUCUUGCUCUUCAAGUUUUUCAGAUCUUCCUCAAGGUGGGUUUGAAUCUUGGAUUCCUGUGAGGUCCAAUGGCUUCCAGCUGACUUUGUCUUUUUGUGCCACUUCUCAGCUAUUUGUAGUUCUCUGCCUGGAGCAGCAUAGACAGGUCUUCACCUCUUAGCUGCCUCUGGCCACACACUUUAGUUAGGUUUGACAGCACAGAACACUAUAUCCCUGAAUGGAUGUCCCAAGUGGAUGUUUAAAAGGAGAGAUGUGCAUUCUACACUGUCCAUCCCCCCACCUGCAACCCUGGUGCAGAUCCUUGUCUAAUUACCUGUUCAGGAGUAGUGUUUCCUUUUGUUCCUGACAAAUUGUAUCCUGGUUCCUGGAAGUGUUUGUAGUCAUUACAGCUCAUAAGUUAACACAUUAAA
Messenger RNA from Alligator sinensis (Chinese alligator), 2689 nucleotides. It is a transcript of the gene STPG2, whose product is annotated as sperm tail PG-rich repeat containing 2. The annotation marks the transcript as partial. The transcript has 14 exons. Lineage: Eukaryota; Metazoa; Chordata; Crocodylia; Alligatoridae. The record is from RefSeq and is a predicted model, not a curated record.